AUUAAAGUAUGCGCUUCGACUCCAUCACCCACACGGCGGAGGCUGAGUACGUGACGGCUAAAACGUCCGUCUGGUGGGACAUCGAGAACUGCCCUGUCCCCAAGGGCUGGGAUGCUCAUAGCAUAGCUCAGAAACUGAACUCAGCACUGGUGAACUUGAACUACCGUGGUCCUCUCACCAUCACUGCUUAUGGAAACACAGAACUCAUCCCUAAACCUGUUCAGCAAGCUCUCUCCUCCGCCGGAAUCUCUCUUAACCACGUCCCCUCCGGAAAGAAGGAUGCGAGUGACAAGAAGAUUCUGGUGGAUAUGUUUUUGUGGGUGUUGGAGAAUCCUGCUCCGGCUAACUUGAUGCUUAUCUCCGGUGACGGAGAUUUCUCUUAUGCUCUUAACCGUCUGAGGAUGUUGAGAUACAACAUUCUUCUCGCGCACCCUCUUCAAGCUUCGCCUUUCUUGGUUGCUUCUGCAAGGACCUCGUGGAUGUGGAGAAGCUUAAUUGCAACUGGUUCUCAUUCCUCACGAAGUUGUUGCUCCUUUGGUUCUGAGCAUGCUUUGUCCACACAAGCAAUGGAUUCAGGGUGUGUUUUUAACAAUGCUGAUAAACUCAAAGGAAUAUAUGUUCAGAAAGCACCAAGUCAACAGGAGACAAGAAGAAAGAAGCUUCAGAAGGAAUUGAGAGUGUGCAAUGUUGCUUGCAAAAGCACUGAUAUUUUCACCACGGCCAGAGAACAAGCAGCUGAGCUGAAGCAAAACCUGGAAUUGUUGGGUGAGCCUGGAAACAUAGCUUCAGCAUCAAGUGGGUGUCAUGAGCAGGACACUGAGAUAAUGAUGGUUGAGAUGAAGAAGCAAACAGAUGCAAGUUUUUUAAUAUUUGAUGCUCUCAUUGAUGCAAAAAACAUUGAAGCAUGUGUUCAAGACAAUUACUCGCAGUCUCGGGAUGCUUUUAUGAAGUGCUUGGAGAAACAGAACAAGGAACUGAUGGAGACUAUUGCAACAUCCGAAAGGAGUGGAAGAGAGUUCUGGCAUGAUUUUAAAGAAAGGCUAGACAAGAGUGGUGUAGCUCCUCUCAGUGUGGAUCAUGUUUUCAGUGAACUAAGCCGCGACUUUCACGUGCCCAAAGAAGUGAGGGAGUGUUUUGAAGCAAUCUUCAAGAAGCUAGAAUCUACACAAAAUGAUAUUGAAAUUGAGAAGUUGGAGGAUAUGACCAAGAAGAAGAAGAGUACGGUGAUUGAAUACAAAUAUGAACCAUAUGUUUGCAAUAUUUGCAAUGUCGUUUGUGAUCAUCCUGCCGUGUUCGAGUCUCAUCAUAAGGGCCGGAAGCAUGCUGCUAAGAUUAAAAAGCAGGCAGAUGCUCUGCUUGAUAAUAAGCAAAUACAAGAUGAAGUCAUUCAAGAUAACGGUCUCACAAAGGAGCUCCAAAUCAAGCCUGUAAAGGCACCUGAGAACAUGGACUACUUAGAUGACCAAAGACAGGAGCUGAGAGAGGGAUGUGAUGAAGAAAAAUUUCAAACUAUUGAAGAAGUAGGAGAGAGUGAUUACAAAUCUCUUCCAAAUGCAGAGUGUCUCUUCACCGAACUAAACCCUGAGUUGUCUCCCUCUAAAGAAUCUAGAGAAUGUCUUGAUGCUAUUUUCAAGAAACCAGAAGUCUCAGAAGAUGCAAACUUAAGCCGGGAGCUUGAGAGUAUACCAAGCCAGAACCUGGAGAUGAACUCAGGCGAUUCUGAAAGUAGCUCUGCAGGAGGAGCCACUGAGCAUCCCGAGGAGUACAUGGACAUGAAGAAGGAGAAGGUGGCUAAGUCCAGCGUUUCAACCAAACCUAUAACGAAGGAACCAAAAGUUUUGCAGCUUGUCUGGUGCCAAAUCUGCCGGAUCAGCUGCGAGAGCAAGGUUGCAUAUGCAAAUCACAUCUGUGGGAAAAUACACCAGCAGAAGAGGGAGAGGAUGUCUGAGAGAGACGCCAUGCUUUCUAAGGAGAAUGCAGAGAGAUUGAAGAAGGUAUUGAGCAAAAGCCAAACCACCAUGGUCAAGGAGCAAACAGAGAAGGCAUUUGUUGAUUCACUGAGAACUCGCCAAGAACUUCGCCAAAGAGCAGUGGAACAUCCAUUGGGAAAAGCAGAUGCAACAGAGGAGCAGACACUUGUGAAGACCGAGGAUCAUGGGUUUCAAGGGGCACAAGAAGAUAAAGAGGAAGUGAAGGAGAUAAAUUCCAUAUCUGAGAACCUAACGCGUGCCUUUAUUGGAAUGAAUCAAGAGUCAAGUGUACCCAAAGAAUCGAGAGGAUGUUUGGAUGUGAUUCCUCAGAGAGUAAAAGCGCCAGCAGAUGUGAAUGUGACGGAGAAGUUGGAAGAUGAGUCCAAACAUAAACCCCAAACAACACCACAGGAACCUUUAAAGGAGUUUGCAGGACUUAAGGAGCACCUAGGAGUGGCUGCCAAGAGGGGAGAGGCUAAGUUCCAAGUUGAUAACUUUUGGACCAGACUUUGGGGGAAAAAGGAGUUAGAAAAACUUUACUGAAUAAUCUAUACUAAUAAGUGGAAUUGGACUGUAUAACUUUCAAAUAAUUAAUAAUUUACUAGCGA
Brassica oleracea var. oleracea is the source of this 2578-nucleotide messenger RNA. RefSeq lists its product as uncharacterized. NCBI's taxonomy places the organism in Eukaryota, Viridiplantae, Streptophyta, Magnoliopsida, Brassicales, Brassicaceae. The record is from RefSeq and is a predicted model, not a curated record. Bases 9 to 2513 code for a protein of 834 amino acids. Gene Ontology annotation, cellular component: peroxisome. The transcript is spliced from 9 exons. Gene Ontology annotation, molecular function: nucleic acid binding; RNA nuclease activity; zinc ion binding. Gene Ontology annotation, biological process: regulation of gene expression.